Messenger RNA from Suncus etruscus (white-toothed pygmy shrew), 659 nucleotides. It is a transcript of the gene ATP6V1E1, whose product is annotated as ATPase H+ transporting V1 subunit E1. Gene Ontology annotation, molecular function: proton-transporting ATPase activity, rotational mechanism. Gene Ontology annotation, biological process: proton transmembrane transport. The record is from RefSeq and is a predicted model, not a curated record. Lineage: Eukaryota; Metazoa; Chordata; Mammalia; Eulipotyphla; Soricidae. Gene Ontology annotation, cellular component: proton-transporting two-sector ATPase complex, catalytic domain.
GCGGAGCUCGGAGGCGGAGGCGCUGGGCUCGCGCGUCUGUCUCUCUGUCCUUCUGCACUCCGCCGCGGCUUCUUCGGACCCGACUCGAGCCCGUGUGUGGCCUCCUCGCCCCCCAGGCCUUCGCCAUGGCUCUCAGCGACGCCGACGUGCAGAAGCAGAUAAAGCAUAUGAUGGCUUUCAUUGAACAAGAAGCUAAUGAGAAAGCAGAAGAAAUAGAUGCAAAGGCAGAAGAAGAGUUCAAUAUUGAGAAAGGUCGUCUGGUACAAACCCAAAGACUAAAGAUUAUGGAAUACUAUGAGAAGAAAGAAAAGCAGAUUGAACAACAGAAGAAAAUCCAAAUGUCCAAUUUGAUGAAUCAAGCAAGGCUCAAAGUCCUCAGAGCAAGAGAUGACCUCAUUACAGACCUACUGGCUGAAGCGAAACAAAGACUGAGCAAGGUGGCAAAAGAUACGACCAGGUACCAAGUGCUGUUGGAUGGACUGGUCCUCCAGGGUUUGUACCAGUUGUUAGAACCCCGAAUGAUUGUACGUUGCCGAAAACAGGAUUUCCCUCUGGUAAAGGCUUCUGUGCAGAAAGCAAUUCCUAUGUACAAAAUUGCCACCAAAAAUGAUGCUGAUGUUCAAAUUGAUCAGGAAGUCUAUCUGCCUGAAGAAAUGUAA